Molecule: messenger RNA, 289 nt
Organism: Rotaria sordida
Lineage: Eukaryota; Metazoa; Rotifera; Eurotatoria; Philodinida; Philodinidae
Source: the annotation of a GenBank genome assembly
AGAUCAAGUAAGUUUGACAGUUGUACGAAAAUCUGAUGGACAAUCAAUGACUUUUGUAUUGAAUGAAAAAACUCGUAUACAUGAUUUAAAACAUGAAUUAAAACGACGAUUAAAACCAAGAUUUGAUCGAGGAUGUCGUUUAAUUUUUCGUAAUCAAGUACUUAAAGGUAAACAUACACUUAAACAUUAUGGAAUAAAAAAAGGUGUUAAUGAUCAAGCUAUUUCAAUGGAUGAUACAAAAGAUUCGAAAUCAUCAUCAUCAUCAUCGUCAUCAUCAGAUUCCGAAUAA